Microtus oregoni (creeping vole) is the source of this 2264-nucleotide messenger RNA. RefSeq names its product family with sequence similarity 13 member C (gene Fam13c). The transcript has 16 exons. Bases 497 to 2089 code for a protein of 530 amino acids. Lineage: Eukaryota; Metazoa; Chordata; Mammalia; Rodentia; Cricetidae. The record is from RefSeq and is a predicted model, not a curated record.
GGGCGCGGUGCGGGGAUGUGGAGGGAGGUAUCUGUUUUGCCCGCCCAGGCUGAGGUAGCAAGCUCAAGCCGCUUGGACUCCUUGCAGCUCCUAACUGGCUACCGGGGUUGCGUGGAGCCUCUCUAGGUUCCUGCAGCUGCAACCUCGGGUUUCACGCCGCCGCGCCCCGCCCCAUCGUCCCCGCAGCCUCGCGGGCUGCUGGGCUUUGUGGUUCGCCGCUGCCGCUGGGCCCCUGCUGGGGGUGUCGUCAGGAGCAUGUGCAGACAGCAGCCCAAGCCUUCAGGAUAAUUCCUUCGGCAGCGCCGCUGUAACUGAGUGUGAGGACGGCACGGUCUCUUUACAUGAAGACGAGGACGACUGCUCUGGGCUCAGAGAUGAAAACAAUAAAGAGAACUACCCACAGGUGGGGGCUCGAAUAGACGAGCUUGCUCCACCCUUGCACGAGGCCCAGCAUGCGGAACAGACCCUGCUGCUGGAUGGAGUGCUGAGACCCAGCAUGGGUAACUUCAAGUCCCGGAAACCCAAGUCUAUCCUCAGAGCUGAGAGUGGCCGGAACCACGGAGAAAGCCAGGCUGCAGAGACGGAAAACAGCUAUGGAAACCAGGACACCGAGCAUGUGGUGCCCAGCCAGUCCGAGUGCCAGAGCAGAGCGGGAACGCCAGCUCACGAGAGUCCACAAAACAGCGUAUUCAGGUGCCAGGAUACGGUGCGACUUCAACCGAGAGUAGACCAGAGGGCUGCCAUUUGGCCAAAGGAUGCUUUUGGAACUCAGCAGGACUUCCAUGAGAAUUCCUUGCUGAAGCUCCAAGCCCUCGAAUCUGGUUUGUGCUCUGCGUUUCUGACGACCCAGGAAGAAGAUGGCCAGGUGCACGGAGUUAAGGACCCAGCCCCAGCUGCCACGCAGAGUGUGCCUGCCGACAGCGUGGAUUCUGCAGACCCCAUGGCAACUCAUAAAGAUGCGCAGAGUGACGCCGAUGGUCCACCAGAAGACCUCCAGUCGACAGGCACCAGCAGGCUACUCUAUCAUAUCACCGACGGUGAUAACCCGCUGCUGUCACCGCGGUGCUCCAUCUUUAGCCAAAGUCAGAGGUUCAACCUGGACCCUGAGUCAGCCCCGUCUCCACCCAGCAGCCAGCAGUUUAUGAUGCCACGAAGCUCUUCUCGGUGCAGUGGUGGGGAUGGCAAGGAGCCCCAGACCAUUACACAGCUCACGAAGCAGAUCCAGAGCCUCAAGAGGAAGAUUCGGAAGUUUGAGGAAAAAUUUGAGCAAGAGAAGAAGUAUCGGCCCUCACAUGGAGACAAAACUUCAAAUCCUGAGGUCCUGAAGUGGAUGAAUGACUUGGCUAAAGGACGGAAGCAGCUCAAAGAACUAAAGCUGAAGCUGUCGGAAGAACAAGGGAGUACCCCCAAAGGCCCCCGGAGAAACCCACCCUGUGACCAGCCUCCAGUGCCCAGAGAGAAUGGCAAGUUGGAAGCUGUGGGUCCUGAGCCAAGCUCCUCUGGAGAGGAGACGUCAGAUGCUGCGGUGAUGGAGAAGAGAGACCAGACUCCUCUCCAGGAUGAUGUGAAGGUAACUAAGCAGGACAAGAACCUCAUAAAACCUCUUUAUGACCGAUGCAGGAUUAUCAAGCAAAUCUUGUCAACACCGUCCCUGAUCCCAACGAUUCAGGAGGAAGAGGACUCCGAUGAGGACUGUCCACAGAGAAGCCAACAACCUUCUUUACCAGAUCCAGUGUCCCGUCUUCCUGUUGGUGAUCACCUCACCUACUCUGAGACAGAGCCUAUGAGGACCCUCCUACCAGAUGAAAAGAAAGAAGGGAAGCAACCAGCUCUCUCCAUGUCCAACUUACACGAGGCCACUAUGCCAGUCCUUCUUGACCAUCUCCGGGAGACCAGGGCUGACAAGAAGAGGCUACGGAAAGCUCUGCGAGAAUUUGAAGAGCAGUUUUUCAAACAGACAGGAAGAAGUCCACAGAAGGAAGACAGGAUGCCAAUGGCGGAUGAGUACUAUGAAUACAAGCACAUAAAAGCCAAACUGAGACUGUUGGAGGUCCUCAUCAGCAAGCAGGACGUGGCCAAAACUAUUUGAGGUUUGGCUCUGACCAGUUCCACCCAAGAUAAAGUCAAGUUUAUUUUCCUCUAUUGUUCUUGCUAAGUAGUUUUGAUGUACUGAAAACUGAGCACUUUAGAGAUAGUAUUAGCUGUUUUUACAAAGGAAGAGCUAGUGUAAUCAUACACGAGAAGGGAUUUAAAUAGAGAAAUAG